Molecule: messenger RNA, 1361 nt
Organism: Meleagris gallopavo (turkey)
Lineage: Eukaryota; Metazoa; Chordata; Aves; Galliformes; Phasianidae
Source: RefSeq, a predicted model, not a curated record
AGCAGGACCGAACCGAGUUGAGCAGCGCCCCGUGGGGGCCCGGCCCCGCCAUGCAGUGGGGCUGCGCGGCGCUGCGCCUAUCGCGGGCGCUGUGCCUGCUGCUGUCCGCGCCGCUCUGCCCGCAGGUGUCAGCCCGCAGCCCGCCGUGCCCCAGCGGUGCCUGCACUCAGUCCGGCGAGUGCUGCUCCUCCUGCCCUCCAGGCUUCGGGGCGGUCGUGCCCUGCGACCUCACCGACACCCAGUGUGAGCCCUGCGCCCAGAACCACACCUUCUCGGCGUUGAGCAGCGCUGUCGAGCCGUGCCAGCCCUGCAGGCUGUGGCAGGAGGGUUAUGGGGCUGUGCAGUCCUGCAGCCCGGAGCGGGACACCGAGUGCCAGCCUUGUCCCCGGGGCUCCUUCUCAGAGGAGUGCUGCCCUGCCAGCCUGGCCGUGAGCCCGGCCAAAGAAGGACCCGCAUAUCCCAAAACAAACCGAAGGAAACCCCCCAAGGAGAACAGCACAGGCCCCACCGCCUCAGCCACCUCCGCCUCCACGUUCGUCCCUCCCCUCCCUGAGGACGUGGGGCAGAACAUCAUCCCCGUGUACUGCUCCCUCCUGGCUGCUGUGGUGGUGGGUCUCCUCGCCUACGUGGCCUUCAAGUGCUGGCACACGUGCAGGCAGAAGCAGCAGCUGGCCAAGGCACGAGCAGCCGAGUUGGGGACGGCGGCUGAGGGUGAGAAGCUGCACAGUGACAGCGGGGUCUUCCUGGAUACGCACAGCCUGCAGGAGCCACACCAGACCGGCAAGGCGCCCCGUCUGGAAGCCCGACCCUACAGCUCAGUCCCACAGCAGCGACGGGAGGAGGUGGAACGGCUGCUGGAGAGUGGUGGUCCCAGCGGGGACUGGCGUGGGCUGGCCGCCCGCCUGGGCUACGGGGAUGAGGCCAUCGGCACCUUCGCCCGCGGCCAGGCGCCCGCCCGCACCCUGCUCGCCACUUGGGCAGCCACAGAAGGGGCCACAGUGGAAGCCCUCUGCCUGGCUUUGGCUGCUAUGGGACGGCAGGACGUGGCCGAGUGCCUGGCGGGGCCGGGAGAUGCCAGCUCAAUGGUGUGAACCCACCCAGGGGGCUCCUGGUGGCCCGGUGGGGUGAGGAGGAGGAGGAGGAGGAGGAUGGGACGCGGGGAUGCGUGGUCCCUUUGGAUGGGGUGAGCCCUUGGCCACCAGCAGCUUUAUCCUGCCUGUAUACUCUGUGGGGUUUUUUAAGUCGUUUUUGUACUUUAGGGGGGUGGGGGAAAUGCCCUUUUUGUAUUUCGGGGUCCCAGCGUGGGUUCGGGAUGUUGCGUGCCUGUUGCCUGUGGUCUUUGCAUUAAACAGCCAACGUGC